Messenger RNA from Carassius carassius (crucian carp), 2338 nucleotides. Its product is annotated as receptor-type tyrosine-protein phosphatase eta-like. The record is from RefSeq and is a predicted model, not a curated record. Lineage: Eukaryota; Metazoa; Chordata; Actinopteri; Cypriniformes; Cyprinidae. The transcript has 7 exons. Gene Ontology annotation, molecular function: protein binding. The coding region runs from base 86 to 2338 and encodes 750 amino acids.
UCAGGGUCAGAUCAGGACCAUUGGUGGACAGGAGACUAUCGUCAGCAGAACUGACAACCAGCGAAUCAACGAAAACAGACGUGAGAUGAAUACACUGUGGCUGCCUCUUCUUCUGAGCUCCGUCAUAUUGGCAGAGGAGCAGUAUUUUCCUCAGUUACCCAAUGCCACAUGGGCCGAGGCCAGACACUACUGUCAGACCUGUUUCAUGGAACUGACGACCAUCUCCUGCAGUAACGUCCGUCUCAUUGUGAAGAACCUCUCUUUGAGCUACUGGGUUGGACUCCGCAGGAGUUACAAUGACUCAAUCCCAUGGUCCGAAUGGUCCAAUGGGGAGCCUGUUACAUAUCAGAAUUGGUACCCUGGUCAUCCAGUUCCAAAAAAAGAAAAGGAACUGAUUCCUAUAUGUUCCUCAACUACAGAAAGUCCACUGAGCACCAUAAUAACUACCACAACAGAUACCCAAAUGACCUCACUAGAAACCUCCACGGUAACUUCUGCUCCGGUAACUUCUACUCCAAUAACCUCUGCUACGGUAACUUCUGCUCCGGUAACCUCUGCUCCAGAAACCUCUGCUCCGGAAACAUCUGCUACGGUAACCUCUCCAAAGACUUCCACAAUGUUUCAAACUGAAAAAGAAAACGAUACAUGUCCUAUUCUGAUUGACAUGCUUGAAUGCUUAAAUAAGACAUGUGAUGAACUUGAAAGUAUCUUGACUGGGUGUGAAAGAACAACUACUGUCACCCCUAAGACCACAACAUACAACACCAUCGCUGAGAUCACAACAUUUAGCACCACUUUUAAUGCCACAACAACCAAGGGCGCAACAACCGCAGGCAGAACAACUGAAGGUGGCACAACUCCAGGCAGCACAACUGAAGGUGGCACAACCGAAGGUAGCACAACUGAAGACGGUACAACCGAAGGUAGCACAACCGAGAGAACCACCACAAGCAACUGCAUCUUUGAAGCCAAGCCAGAUCCUGAACAGUACAUCGAAGAUGCUUGUGUGGUCCUGCUCAGAUUUGGCAUGUGGAAGGAAGAAGACUGCAAUCAAAGUCUACCCUACAUCUGUUAUGAUGAGCGCUUUUUUGGCCAGAUAUAUUAUUCCGAUGUGAAUACCAGUGCAGUCAACGUGAGCUGGUCUGAGGGACCCGGUGCUGAGAACAUCAGUCACUACAGAGUGGAGAUCACUGAAGUCAAUAACCGGACAUAUGACCAGACAUAUAACGAUACAUUUAACCAGACUGACCUGUUUCAAAUCAUAUCGAAUCUGACUGCAGGAACUCUGUACAGAGUUCAGGUGUUUCCUGUGAAAUGUGGCAGGGAUCUCAAUCCACAGAAUAUCUCCUUCUACACCCAGCCCUCUGAUGUGCAAGAUCUGACAAUAGUCAGUAUGACAAACGUUAUCGCCAACCUCAAGUGGAGGAAACCAGAAGGGAAGCGUGACUUCUACUCAGUACAUGUCGAAUGCAAGUCAAAUAAAUCUAUUCUUCACCCAGACGAAAAGUGUCUAAGUGAAGUGUGCACUAUCAAUAAUCUUGUUCCAGGUUAUGAAUAUGAGCUCACAGUUAAAGCUGUUGUGAAUGAGACUUUUGGAGGUGUACCAAGCAGCGCUUCUGAUUACACCAAACCUUCGAUUGUCACAAACCUAAAACAAACAAGUAACCACAGCACAGUCAUAAUGGCCUCUUGGUCUCCACCCGAAGGAGGACAUUCAGGAUACCGGUUUUGUCUUAAAAAUGUCAGUUACAACCACAUGUGUACUUACUGUAACAUCAUAACAAGUGACAGCAGUGCGACAAGCAGCAGCUUUACAAAAAAUGACGUUACAAACUCCGACAUUACCACAAGCAGCAGCAGUACGUUGACCAGCUUUACCACAAGCAGCAGCAUUACGACAAGCAGUAACAGUAUAAUAAGCUUUAAUAUUAUAGACUGCAAAACAGUGAAUGCAACAACAAAUGCAAUAUGGGAGCCUGAUGAACCAGACGGCAGCAGGUUUUGUCUGUGUGUCGCAGCACUAACAAAAAAUGACACCUUGUCAGGAGAAACGGUUUCAAUCCCAGUAUACACACUCCCAGAAACUGUGCACCUGAAGUUGAAUGCCAAUUCCAACCAAAUUAAUGCCAGCUGGGAAUCUGAUGUGAAGAAUGAAUAUUUCAGUGUGUCGAUUACAACAGAUGCAUACCCAUACAAUCCCCAGCCAGUAAUUGUUAAAGUGUCGAGUCACACUUUUAAUGGUCUAAAGGCAGGAGUGAAUUACACCAUUACAGUUUACACUUACAAUGGUAAGAUGCGUAGUAAUCCUGCUACAGAGUCAAAAUACACUGGUGAGUAA